GGCAGUGUCCAGACACUGCCGGGAGCGCGAGGGCGUUAGGGCAGGUGGGGCGCCUCCCCAAAGGCGGGGCAGGGAGCUGGGGCUGCGGACUCCGCGCUCCCGGCGCUCGCUCGCCGCGCUCCACGCCGCACGUCUGGCCGAGCGGGUGGCGGGCUCGGCGGGACCACCGAGUGACGCUGCCGCCGCCGCCGCCGCCGUUUCUGUAGAGCACUCCCGAGUGUGCCGCCGAGAGCGGUCGGCUGAACCCGGCUCCGACUCAACUGUGCUUCCUGCUCGGCAGCCUCGAGUCUCCCAAAGGCGUAGCGUUUCCACUUGAUGUCAUCGCGCAGAAGGGGGUGAAAGGGACUCGGUGACAGAUUCAGAAAUGAAUACACCUGGGCGUGCUCAAUGCCUGUGAGCUCCCCCAUCGCCUCUUGACUUUGGAAAGGCUCGACGAAGGAAGGUGCCAGAGCGGUGGCCUCUGACAACAAGCUUCUUCCUCUUGGCCUUGCCUUCCCUGCCCCCAGUUCACCAUGGAGACGCUCUCCCAAGAUUCUUUGCUGGAGUGUCAGAUCUGUUUCAACUACUACAGCCCCCGGCGCAGGCCCAAGUUGCUGGAUUGCAAACACACCUGCUGCUCCGUGUGCCUUCAGCAGAUGAGGACCAGCCAGAAGGAUGUGAGGUGCCCGUGGUGCCGGGGCAUCACCAAGCUGCCUGCAGGCUUCUCCGUGUCGCAGCUCCCCGACGACCCAGAGGUCCUUGCCGUCAUCGCCAUCCCGCACGCCUCCGAGCACACGCCGGUCUUCAUCAAACUUCCCAGCAAUGGGUGCUACAUGCUGCCCCUGCCCGUCUCCAAGGAGCGAGCGCCGCUGCCGGGAGACUCGGGCUGCCGCCUGCUGCCGGGGAACCAGCAGAAGCCUGUUACCGUGGUGACCAUCCCACCGGAGCAGCAGCCUCUGCAGGGCGCGCCGCCCCAGGAGGAGGCCACGGAGGCGGCGCCACCUGCGGUGGAGGAGGAGCCAGACAGGCGUGGCGCGGCGAAAAGCUCCACCUGGUCUGGGGUGUGCACUGUGAUCUUGGUGGCCUGCGUCCUGGUCUUCCUUCUGGGCAUCGUGCUCCACAACAUGUCUUGCAUUUCAAAGCGUUUCACUGUGAUAUCCUGUGGCUGAAGAGAGUGGCGGGGACGUCUCUCUCGCGGGUGCCUACCAGGGCUUGAGCAGGUGUUGGUGAUUGGACCGAGGGGCGAAGAUGGGGGCGACGCUGAUCGUUUGGUGCCGAGGGUUGGCCUCCGGGGUGCCACUUGAUUUCACCCAAGACAAACACAGAGGACAGAAUGCGAGGCCUCAGCGAGAGGCCCAGGCAGGCCACUCUGAGCAUCGAUGGCAGCAGCUUCGAAGACGAUUGCAUGCAUCCUCAUAGUCACUUAUUAAAUGGACUGCAACUUAUGAUUUUCCAAAAUCACGUGGCCAGAUAAACAUAUUCUGCUUGGACGUGGCUCUGUGCAGGCGCACACGGUGCGAUCGUCUCUAAGUGUGGUAGAUUAAACCGAAGAUGCUCUGUACAGAUGCCGGAGGGUAGGAUCAACCCCACGAACCCAUGGACAAGUUCAGUGAUGACACCCAGCACCGGUUCCUUUCCUUUUUUUACGGUGACACCCAGUCUUCAUUCAGUUGCCAAGGCCUUUUAUACCUUUUGAAUGGCACCCUGGUCAUGACAAGUUCAGCAGACCAUCAUUUUUUGAAGGAAAUGGUUGAACAAGUGUUUCCAAACUGUUGUGUUUUGUCACGCGCCUUCGUUCUCCUUCCCGCGUUAUGAGAGCCCGGCACAUGUCUGUUACAUGGAGGAAGCCCACCCGGGGAGCAGCGACCUGAGUGAGGAGGAGGCAUGCCUCGUCCCACAGGAAAACUCUUUGCCAAUUUUUCUCAAGCCAUCUCACAAGACCAGAAUUUUAAGUGUAAAUAUUGUGCAUCUGUGUGUGUGUGUGUGUGUGUGUGUGUGUGUCAUUUGAUUUGCCUCAGGUUCUGGAUCUCGCCAGGAGAAUCCCAGUUAGGAAGACGUAGUGGGUGCCAGUGAGUCCCGGGUCUGAAAUGGUCACCUCCUGGGCACCGGGACCCACCGGUGAGGUGUCACGCACUUGUCCCUUCCCACCCUUGCCCCUCUUCUGCGGUGCAGUCGAGCCCCGUGUUCGGUGAGGCACACAUGGAGAGGAACAGAGCCUUCCUUGCCUUUUCUCCCAGCCUGGGGUAUUGAAGUGGCCGUGAACGUCGUUACCUGGUGACAGAGCUGGGCUGGCAGGCCAGCAGGCAGCCCGUGGGUAUUUUUUUUGGAAGAUAUUAUUGUCCCGUGAG
Messenger RNA from Phyllostomus discolor (pale spear-nosed bat), 2327 nucleotides. It is a transcript of the gene RNF152, whose product is annotated as ring finger protein 152. The transcript has 3 exons. Bases 513 to 1148 code for a protein of 211 amino acids. Gene Ontology annotation, molecular function: ubiquitin protein ligase activity. Gene Ontology annotation, biological process: cellular response to amino acid starvation; apoptotic process; negative regulation of TORC1 signaling. Lineage: Eukaryota; Metazoa; Chordata; Mammalia; Chiroptera; Phyllostomidae. The record is from RefSeq and is a predicted model, not a curated record. Gene Ontology annotation, cellular component: lysosomal membrane; lysosome.